CUUGUAGGCUUUAGAGCGUCCCGCCAACCUGCCCGCUUUGCGCAGGCGCUGUCAGGGGCCGAGGCCGCGCCCGGGAGCUAGGUGUAGGGGGUGUGGCCAAAGGGCUGAGGGGUUCUCUCGCGCCGGGACCCUGGAGAGGUGCGUGGGCGACAGGGAUGGAAGCUGAGGAGGCAAUAGAGAGAAACUGAGAGGAAGAUUGCUGGAAGGGUUUGGAUGUGACGUCAGGAAGCUGGCUUUUCUGCCAAGGGGUCUAGGCUGCGUGGAUUCCCCGGGGGUCCUGGGGACUCUCUCUUUGGAAGGUGGCCUGAAAAUUGAAUUGGAGUGUCCUUGUUUCUCCUAUUGUCCAGGGGAGCAUAGAUGGCUGGACACAGACUCUAGAGACUUCAAAUAAUGUGGAAAUGUUUCGACCAUCAGGUUCCACUGGGCUGAUUCCCCCAUCCCACUUCCAAGUUCGGCCCCUUCCAACUCUGCCAAGAAUGGCUCCCACGUGGGUCUCAGAUAUUCCCCUGGUUCAGCCCCCAGCCCAUCAAGAUGUCUUAGAGAGGCGGCCAGAUAACCAGAGACCUCAAGUGACCAUGUGGGAACAGGAAGUUUCUGGCAAAGGGCAGGAGCCAGGGUGGAGAGGCAGUGGAUUGCAGGUGAGUCUACCUUGGACCUCAUCAAAGGGAAAGGAGCAUAAUGAUGAAAGCGGAGCAUUGGAGUCCGUGGAGCUGGCAGGGUCGCAGGCCCUGAGCCAGCAGGCUGAGCUGAUCUCUCGGCAGCUGCGAGAGCUGCGGCGGCUCGAGGAGGAGGUCCGGGUGCUGCGGGAGACCUCGCUGCAGCAGAAGAUGAGGCUGGAGGCCCAGGCCGUGGAGCUGGAGGCACUGGCACGGGCAGAGAAGGCUGGCCGCGCUGAGGCCGAGGGCCUGCGUGCUGCCCUGGCUGGGGCCGAGGUUGUCCGGAAGAACCUGGAAGAAGGGAGCCAGCGGGAGCUGGAGGACAUUCAGAGGCUGCACCAAGAGCAGCUCUCCUCCCUGACACAGGCUCACCAGGAGGCUCUUUCCAGUUUGACUAGCAAAGCUGGGGGCCUGGAGAAGUCUCUGAGUAGUCUGGAAACCAGGAGGUCAGGAGAAGCCGAAGAGCUGGCUGCGGCCCAGAGGGAGGCCGAGCUGCUGCGGAAGCAGCUGAGGAAGACCCAAGAGGAUUUGGAGGCUCAGGUGACCUUGGUUGAGAACCUAAGGAGGUACGUGGGGGAGCAGGUCCCUCCCGAGGUCCACAGUCAGAUGUGGGAAUCAGAGCGACAGGAGCUUCUAGAAACCGUGCAGCACCUGCAGGAGGACCGGGCCGGCCUGCACACCACCGCGGAGCUGCUGCAGGUGCGCGUGCAGAGCCUCACGCACAUCCUCUGCAUGCAGGAGGAGGAGCUGGCCCGGAGGGUUCAGCCUUCAGACUGCCUGGAGCCCGAGUUCACCAAGAAGUGCCAGUCCCUACUGAAGCGCUGGCGGGAGAAGGUGUUUGCCCUUAUGGUGCAGCUGAAGGCCCAGGAGCUGGAGCACAGAGAAAGCGUGGAGCAGCUGAAGGGACAGGUGGCAGAGCUCCAGGAAGGAGUCAAAACCCAGUGCCAGGAGCAGGCCAUCCUGCAGCGCUCCCUGCAGGACAAAGCUGCAGAGGUGGAGGUAGAGCGGAUGGGUGCCAAGGCCCUGCAGACGGAGCUGAGCCGCAUUCAAGAGGCCCGGCGCCGGGAGCAGCAGCAGACAGCCACAGCGGAAGAGCAGCUGAAGCUUGUGGCCGAUGCUGUCAGCAGCUUUCAGACCUGGCUCCAGAGUGCCGUGGCGGAGGUGAAGCAGGCCGCAGCCCGGCUGCCUGGCCUCAGCAGCCGAGUCAGCUAUGCCGUCCGCAAGGUCCACACCAUUCAGGGCCUGAUGGCUCGAAAACUGGCCCUUGCUCAGCUGCGCCAGGAGAGCUGCCCCCGACCCCCACCGGCCACGGAUAUGAGCCUGGAGUUGGAGCAGCUGCGGGAGGAACGGAACCGUCUGGACGCAGAACUGCAGCUGAGCGCCCACAUCAUCCAGCAGGAGGUGGGCCGGGCCCGGGAGCAAGGGGAGGCGGAGCGGCAGAAGCUGAGCGAAGUGGCCCAGCAGCUGGAACAGGAGCUGCAGUGCAGCCAGGAGUCCCUGGCCAGUUUGGGGCUGCAGCUGGAGGCGGCUCGCCAGGGCCAGCAGGAGAGCACGGCGGAGGCUGCCAGUCUCCGGCAGGAGCUGACCCAGCAGCAGGAGGUCUACGGGCAAGCGCUGCAGGAGAAGGUGGCCGAAGUGGAGACUCGACUGCGGGAGCAGCUCUCAGAAUCAGAAAGGAGACUGAACGAGGCUCGCAGGGAACACACCAAGGCCGUGGUCUCCCUGCGCCAGAUCCAGCGCAAAGCCACCCGGGAAAAGGAGCGGAACCAGGAGCUGCGGCGCCUGCAGGAUGAGGCCCGAAAGGAGGAGGGACAGCGGCUGACCCAGCGCCUGAAGGAGCUGGAGAGAGACAAGAACCUCAUGCUGGCCACCUUGCAGCAAGAGGGUCUCCUCUCCCGUUACAAGCAGCAGCGACUGUUGGCAGUUCUUCCUUCCCCAUCGGAUAAGGGGUUACCUGUGGAGUCCAGCCCCAGGCCCUCAGAGUCUUCAGCGCCUGCACCUCCGGCAGCGGCCCUAUGCACCAAGGAGUCCAUCAAAGGAUCCCUUUCUGUCCUGCUCGAUGACUUGCAGGGCCUGAGUGAGGCCAUUUCCAAAGAGGAAGCUAUUUGUGAAGGAGACAGCCAGACCUCUUCUUCUGUCUGCCUCUGAGCAGCUGCGAGGACCGGAGGGGUGAGGAUGGAGGGAGGAGUGGGUUGGGGAGGGCGCCCAGCCCAGCUCCCUUCCCGUCCAGCUGCUCUCGGGGACAGCCACCAAGAUGUUGUGAAUUCUCCCAUAGCUCAAUAAAGAUGACUACAGUAGGA
Mesoplodon densirostris (Blainville's beaked whale) is the source of this 2956-nucleotide messenger RNA. It is a transcript of the gene CCHCR1, whose product is annotated as coiled-coil alpha-helical rod protein 1. The coding region runs from base 399 to 2804 and encodes 801 amino acids. The record is from RefSeq and is a predicted model, not a curated record. Gene Ontology annotation, cellular component: centriole. Gene Ontology annotation, biological process: cell differentiation; protein export from nucleus. Lineage: Eukaryota; Metazoa; Chordata; Mammalia; Artiodactyla; Ziphiidae. The transcript is spliced from 20 exons.